Pocillopora meandrina is the source of this 7623-nucleotide messenger RNA. The record is from the annotation of a GenBank genome assembly. NCBI's taxonomy places the organism in Eukaryota, Metazoa, Cnidaria, Anthozoa, Scleractinia, Pocilloporidae.
AUGUUUGAAGGUUUUUUUUGGUUUACUUUACUUCAUUUUGUGAUAUUUCAUAUCGGAAAAACCCGCGCAGAAGCGUUUUCUUUUACUGCACGGGAUAGUUAUCUAGCUACACCUGUGUUGAAGACACUUUUAGUCGAGGACUGGCUGGGUUGUACACUAGCUUGCCAGGAUGACGCCAUGUGCAUAUCGUACAACUACGACACGUCCUCCAAGUCUUGUGAUUUGAACGAACACGGAAUACAAUCUCCAUAUACCGGGUCUGACGAACUGUUGAAAAUGCAAGGAAUGAUCUUUCAUCAAAUAAGGGUAAGUCACACGAAAAAAUAAUUUCAAGUGUUCUGUUUCGAUCACAAAGUUGAUAUGAUAUUUUUUUUCUGGGCUGAAUUUUUUUUUUUUUUACACAGAAAUAUAAACAUUGGCAAUGUAUCAACACCUCACUGAAUAUUUCCUUGCGGGCAAAAAACACAUUUCUGACGUUUUAUAAUUUUCGUGUUAAUUAUCUCUUUCCUUUCAUCAGCUAUGAUCACGAUACGAGGUAAUUUACACCAUUGACACAAGAUUUCAUUAUGGUUUUCAUGAUCUUUUACAGCCGAGCGCAGAAAACCAAACUGAUAAGAGCGCCUUUGUGUGCAUCAAUUCUUUUCCAAUUUUAAUUGCUUAGAUGAAUAUGUCGGUACGUUGAAUUGAUCACAGUUAACAAAAGACGGUUUUUCAGCGCCUGUUAUUAGUUUGGAGCUGUGAUAAAUGGCAGAUCACUUCAGCGGAAUACGAGUGAUUUCAGUUCGAAGUUUGAGAAAUUUAACCGCUAAUCUGGGGUCUUCAUCAUUAAAACUGCAACGUAGACGCAGUUUUUAGAGUCGAGUUUUGACGAAAGGAUUUUGUGAAUUUCCCUCCUUGUAUGUGCAUUCAGAGUAGUUAGAGCAACUUGCAAGUAGUUACUGAACUGUCAAACCGCUGUAAUAAUGUCCGUUGGUUUACCACUGUUUCUCGUCUGAGAAUCACAAUCAAAAUGGACGCACAUUGCCUGAUGAUAAAGAAGGAUGAGAAAACAAUUUUGUUCAGUGUGGUUUCACCUUUACUUAUGAUAGAUUGCUGUUAAGUUCUAUGUUUUAUCAAGCAUUAAACGUUGACAAUUUAAUAUCAUUCCACCUUCAAGUUAAAAUUAUUGACGCGCUAACGAACGAAAAAGAGUUUCGAAAAUCUUCUCCUUCACGCGAUUUUCCUUUGGUUAGAGAAUUGAUCUUUGAUGGUUCGUAAAAAAGAGAUGCUUGGAAUAUUCGUUCCUCUUUGCUAACGAACCAAACGGAGGGGGUUUGUAUGAAUGAUAACUUAUUACAACUAUUGCUGACUUUCUAAGGAGAGACUCUCAAAGAGAAGGCUAUAUUCACACUCUUUGAUCCAUAGCACCUGAAAACCAACAACGAGUAGUAGUAUCUAGAAGCAGCAUAACAGUAGCACAUCACAUCCUUGCAUUUACACCCGAGUGGGUUGAUCGAAGGGACCGGUAAUUAUCUUUCGGCUUAGGGGAGGGAGCUGCGGAGGACUUUUGAGUGGAUAACAUAGUUUUCAGGGAGGACCGAAGGGGAGAUCAUAAGAUAAAAAAGCCUUAUGGGAGGAUUAGUUAAAUUUUAUCAUGACAGAACCAAAAUCCUCCGAAUUCCCCUCCCAUCCCCUCUCCCCCUCCAACCAGACAAUAAAUAAAGAGCAGUUCCUUAAGCUUGAGCUGCUCAACUCAAACAUUGGCUCUCUCGUCGAAUAGAAUACAAAUCCUGUGUUUUUGGCGUUGAAAAUUUAAGAUGUUUUUUGUUCCAUGCAGCAUUUCGAUUCGUCUGAGCAUUUUGAAAUGCCAGUGCGUUGCAAUCUUUCAGUGUAUCUCAGUAAGGAGUAAAACUUCGAUGCUGAAAAUUGUAACUAGAAAAAACACCGCAAUCAUAGCCAAAGUUAUAGAGUAAAUUAAGAAUUAACCAUUUAUUUAGUGUCGUUCCCUACUUUUCCAUGAUUUGAUUUUAGAAGAUCCGAACUCAGGAGCGGUAAAAAAAAAAAUCUCUCUGGUUACGCUUAUACUGCUACAGUUCUCAAUGGCUUGUGAUUCAAGAGAACGUAUUCUCCUGUUACAAAACAACGGCUCUAAGGUGUUGGGGACGAUAUGCAGAGAACUCUUUUACGCGUAGCCGCACCAAUACAAGUCAUACCAUGAUUGAGUAAACCUUCUUUUAAUUUAAACAUUUUUACCAUUUGACAUUGCGUGUUGUUUUGACUUGAUCUUCGUACACCUACGGUAAAAACUGAAAACGAGAACCUAAAUUAACAACUCACUGGGCGAAAGCGAAACUGCAAAACGAGGCACAUGUAAUUACAUAUUUCUAUGCGAUAAACGGGUAGGAAAAGCACAAAACUUCAACAAUCAAUCAACCCAAGGUCCUGGCACGAAAUUACUCUCGCACUAAAACAUGUACUACUGAUCAUGUGACCUAAUAUAAGUCCGCAAUUCGUGCUCGGCCGCUAGUCGGCCCAAACAUAAGGCAACACAAGACUUGUUUGGUAAGAAAACUCAAGUUGCACAGCAACCCCAAAACCUGAUACUGUUCUUUACCUAUGAAACCGAAGAAAACGAAAGCUAUACAAUGGAGAAACUCUUUUUGUUAGGGUUGUGUAACUUUACGAAAAAAUACGUGACAAUAGGUUGACAACUCUAGCGUCAAGAUUAAAAUAAAAUUGGUAUUUUAAGAAUUAUCUUGAAAAAACUCCCUAAUAAGCUGUGCGUGGGCGAAUUUGACGUUAAAUUACACCAUUUCUUGAUAAUUACGUCGAAAUUAAGAGGUCUUACCAGAACUGUACUCCUGUACUCUACACUACGGAGGUAGAUAUUUACUGUUUACUAAAUUUGGUCAUUUUCUUCGUGAGGUAAUCAGUCGAUGGGUUGCAAUAUUCGUUACUCGAUCCCUUUUCUGUUUUUUCCUGAAUAAUCUCAAUGCCACCGCUGUGUUAUUCAUUUUCAGAAAGCAAAAAAACCUCUUCCUCCGCGAGAAGUUCAGCCUUCGAGUCAGUGCGACUGCAGUUGUACCUCAGAGAGUGCUUGUAGGCCUGGCGAAGGUAAAAUCAUUUAGUAAAUAAACCCUUUAACUCCCAGAAGUGAUUAACAUAAAACAUCUCCCUACAAUAUCCAUACAUUAUUCAGCAAACAGGUAAUGUGAAUAUUCAAACUUAUAAGGUAGAAGCUGCUAUCUUGAUCUAGCACCAAUUUCUCAUAACUAAUUUACAAGGAAAUGUCUAUCAGCUAAAGGGGAGAAUUAACAAUCAGAUCUUGGGAGUUAAAGGGUUAAUGUCCGCGACAAAGAGAUCAUUUGUCCAAAAAAUUAAUAUGUGGCCGAGAACGAAGCUACGGAGGCAAACGUGAAAUUUGUGGACAAUCUUUUACAGAUCAUUACCAACCGACAUACCAGUAAGCCAGAAAGGGGUGAAUUUAUAUAACCCUCCCUCCCAUAGACUUUCAUUUCGUACGUUGACAGUAAAUUUUGUUAACGUUUUUGUACUAUCCGUAGCAGCACUUGAGAUAAGUUUUUUUUUUAAUGUCACUAUCACUGGAUUCUACAAAACGAGUACCUUUUUCUUUCAUGUUAAGUAAUAAAGGUUAAAAGGUGAAACACUUCACCUGGUUUUUUCCGCUGGCUUUGUUUCUUUUCAACGAAAAUAAUCGGAGAACAAAUAUCGACGUAAACGGAGGUUAGAUGUUAGAGUAGCCAAUAGAAUCGCUAAGAUAUUAUUGGAGGGGUUAUAAUGCGCCUAACACGAGUAUAUGUAAUUGUAACUGCUCAGACAGAGCAUGCUCAGCAUUACCAAUGAUCACAAUGAAGAAGAUGCGUAUAAGAAAUGUGUCAGGCCUAUUGAACGUUCAUUGGCCUGUGUGAACCUCCUUGAGUAUAAAAAGGAGUAUGAAAGCAUAACUGCCAAUGGGGGGGGAAUCAUCUGAAUACUACAGAGCCUUCGGUAGGGGAUUUUGUGAAUUUUCUUGUGACACAACCACAAUCCUCUGACCCCUACUCCCCGGUCCCCCUACACCCCUAUCCCCCUAAAUCCCGGUCCCUCUACACUCCUGUCUCUAUGAGUAUUUGAGUAUUGAGCAUAAAUUUCAUUGGACUGCAUAUGACUCACCAUCUUUUUUAUUUCAGGUUCCUACCACAGACUUCCCGAAUCUUGCAAAGAGAUCUGGGAGAAUUCUAGGUAGGCAUGUAAGAACCGUCAUGGAAAAUCUCCUCAAUUCCAAUAGUUAGGACGUCACCAUUGAUCCCCGAAAUGUAAAAAUAAAUCCAAAACCUGAAUAAAAGUUAACUCAAGGUUUUGUUCUUGUGUAUUAAUUUAAUCCUGCAUGGGAAAAUCUCAAAAUAGUUGAAAAAUGUAAAGAGAGCGCUGACUGAACCAACUGAAUUAUCCUUAUUGUUUUGAACUCAGAGCUUGAGAUCACACGACCUUUAGUUCACGUAGACCGAAUACAUCCUGCACUGCAGCAGAUCUCAUUCUGCGUGCGUAAAACAGAUUUCCGGCUCUAUUUUCUCACUCAUUUACUCGUUUUUAGUUGAUUACACUCAGUCAAACAAUGAUAGUAAUGAUAUUAAACUGAUACUAACAAAGUAAUAGUAGUGGGUUAUAUUUUGGUCGCUGAAGUCUUGAAUCGUUCUAUUAUAAGGUAUUGGUAUUAAAAGUCAUUCUUUUCUUCGUUGUCCUUCAGAGUCCGAGUGGAUGGGUCCUAUUGCAUCCGGGCUAACUCAUCUGCUAAGUAUGCAAACGUAUUCUGUCACAUGACUCCUAUUCUCGGAUGUGGGGAUGGCGGAUGGACGCUUGUCAUGAAAAUCGAUGGACACAAGGUAUUCUGGGUCCCUGGGCGCGCGGUUCUGAUAAAUGAAUAACUCAUAACUCAACCACCAGAUGAAUAGUCAUUGUGAGAUUGCUAGUUGGUUUAUUUAGCUAUGCAAUGUAACUAGCGGUACUUAACAUUUCACAACGAGUCCUUUGCCCAAGAUAAUGAUACACACAGAAAAUCAGAGUGCUACAGAAGUCGAACCAAUGCUUGAGUUUCCGCUUAAGAUUUUGGAUGCUGUACCACUAUGUCAUAGGUCACUCUGAUAUUGCAUUUUCAGCCAAACCACAUUCCACCGCUUAAUAGCAUAACAAAUUUGUUCCGUCCGCAAAUGUUUUCCAUUUACCAGGCUAAAGGCUCUUUUGUUGUUUAUAUUAAAAAAUUCAUCUAUUUGCAAGCUGCUAAACUACGCAUAUGAAAUCAUUUUUUUCUCGUAAACGCCAACCGAAUGCCUUUUUUUUGUAUAGCCGCGCUUAAGGACCAUGUGCUUUAACUAAAUAUAGAAUUUAAAUUAUUAUUAUCAGUCGGAAGAAGGGCAUGGUAUGUUCUCUCACCGCAUCCAUUCUUGUUCAGGCCUAAUAUAUAACAUGAUGAUCCAGCCUGAUCAUCCCUGUAGAUUAGAGUUACGCGCGUUUAGACACACUGCCUAAACCUGGUUGAUUCGUGUAAACCUUGGGAAAAACUCGUGUAAACCUGCCCGAGGGAAAUGUAGAUAUUGGCGCAAGCCCCGUUCUGAGAAGUGCCUGAGGAGGAUCCUGGAAUUUUCUCAGGGAGGGGGUGCACCUCCGAGGAAUAACGUAACUGACGGGUGACGUGAACAAAUUUUGGGAGCGAACUAUGAAGAAGUCCUAUGACAAGGUAAUAAGAUAAUCUGAACUGCUGAGAGUACAAAUCACACGACACAGUAGAUUUUGUAUGACCGUGAAGUUGUAUUAGAAAGCUACUCAUCAACUCAGGGGAGGGGGACGGUAAGCACCCCCUGCACCCCUCCUCUAGGUCCGCCACUGAAUGGGAAAUGUAACAUCUGUCACUCUGUUCUUGUUAUUCAAUUCGCUGUAGCAAACAUUCAACUACUCUUCUGAAUACUGGAAUAACACUUUUGGUUACAACGAGGCUGCUGGAACAAACCUCGAUGAUGUAGAAACAAAGCUGAGUAGCUACUGGUCUACACCAUUCAAUCGACUCUGUUUGGGCAUGAAAUAUCCUCAAAACGGGGAGACAAACUGGAUUGCACUAAACUAUAAUGGCUUUUCUUUAAGAGAUGUUAUCAGAGACGGAACUUCCCGGGCGACAAACGUGAGCGCAACAGAGUGGAAAAAGCUGCUGAAUAACUCAGACAUCCAGGUAAAGAGUCAACGGUCCAACAUAUUGUCGUGAUCAUGCAUUAAUUUCCCGAGUUGUUUGAAAACCCCGGUUAGAAAAAGAGAAAUUUUCGUAUUGAUCUGCAUACCAGAGUCUCUCAGUUUUCCUGUACGUGUUGUACCGAGUCACUCAAAAUUGAUUUCAGUUGAACUUUUAACGUACGUAUUGGAAACAACAACAACAACAGUAGUAGCAAGAAAAGACAGACACACGCGCACGCACACACACACAUACAAAAAAAAAGCAAUUAAAAAUAGAUCAGGAAGAAGUAUAAAUAUUCAAAAUACUUGCUUUUUCCGUUUUAUACCUCGUCCAUUUCGCGAGAAUACUUAUUUUUUCUUUCUAGAUGAAGGAUAAGUUAAUACUAGGAGGUGUAAUUCUUUCAUUGCUGAUACAUAACUGACUUUGAGCUUAUUCCCUCGUUAGGACGGAUGCCAAAUACAAGGUUUUAACAGCAUUAACAAAGGUUUUGAUUUUGAUUUUGAUUUUGGCAACGGUGCAAAGGCUCGCAUUGGAAUCAUUGGUUGUCAAUUCAGAUGUAAUCAAUCUGCGGGGUCCAGAAUUGGGUUUGGUACCGAGGGAGGUUUUUUUGACAUGGAUAAUACCAAUUCUUGUGGAAACGAACUAAGAGGUGAACGUGAAAAUUCAACGUCGAUCAAAGCAUUUGGCUACAUUUUUGUUCAAUAAUUUUGAAGUGCCAUCACUGUAAAUAUCAUAUGGUAGUUUAGGCAUGUAAGGUAUUGUCUAUAUUAUUGAGUCAUUCGAGCAUUUAGGUUACAGUCAAAAACAAAAGACAAAAGAAAACGAAGGACUAGAAAGAAAUGGGACUUCCGAAAAAUAUGACAUUUUCUAUACCGCUUAAAUCGAUAUCCGGCAUUAGUUCUUCCGAGUAAGUUAGCAACUGUAAUUACUUAACGCUGAUCGAGCAAUUUUCAAUUGUGUCGCCAGUAACCCGGAUUGCUUUGUUUUGCUUUACUUCGCUCUAUGAUUGGUUCAGAAAACUCGCGCCACUCAACCAAUCAGAUGCAAAUCUAAAUCAAUCUCGACUUGGACGCUUGCGUUUUCCGCGCCUUAGGCAGUUUGAUCAGUUUCACUUUGAGUUCCCAUCGGUUUUUAGAGGUAUUCUUCCCUCUUCUGAGAGCAUGGCUGUUUUGCUUGCUUUGGUUUUGCAUAGUUUUACGACACUCAAUCGAAAAAUGCUCCCUCUCUUUUUUAAAAAAAAAACUUCUACGUGAUAUGUUGAAGUGAAUGUCAUUAGUUUGUUUGCUGAGAUAUUUGAGCGCGAGCAUUGUAUUUAGACCCUAUAUAUAAUUACAUUAACAGUUAUGCAUAUAAAGCAAAAACCACGCUUGUGCAGUGAGCUAUUUUUUUCAGUCUACGGAUCUUUUUAGCUAAAUAUCAAAGAA